This is a messenger RNA of Malassezia restricta, 2592 nucleotides long. Its product is annotated as cell division control protein 24. Gene Ontology annotation, molecular function: guanyl-nucleotide exchange factor activity. NCBI's taxonomy places the organism in Eukaryota, Fungi, Basidiomycota, Malasseziomycetes, Malasseziales, Malasseziaceae. Gene Ontology annotation, biological process: septin ring organization; intracellular signal transduction; establishment of cell polarity. Gene Ontology annotation, cellular component: nucleus; cytoplasm; mating projection tip. The record is from RefSeq and is a predicted model, not a curated record. The coding region runs from base 1 to 2592 and encodes 863 amino acids. The transcript has a single exon.
AUGCACGGCCUAGCCGAUGCACCGCCAGGGACAAGUCCGGCGACGGCGUCUUCCGUGCCGAUGAUGCCGCCCUCGCCGGCCAUGUCCUAUCCCAGGCACGCCUCGGCGCCGCCUUCGGGCCUGUUCCAGACAUGCACGCAGCUCGCCAAGCGCCUUGGGUGCGUGUAUGGCUUCGAGCACGAGCUGCCACGCACUUGGGCGCGGCCUGGCACAGAUGCUUUUGAUCCGGUCUCGGACCUCUGGCACUUUUUCCGGUUAGGAAAGCCGCUCUGCAUGCUGUUCAAUGUGUACGCCACCUACAUGCGGUGGCCGCUGAUUUCGUAUACGACCGAGCUGCGCCUGAGCAAUGCCAACAUGUGCAAGGCUCUGGUGAUGCGCUUCAUUCUCGCGCUCAAAGAGCGUCUAGGAUGGGAUCCCGACGAUACCUUUACUGUGUCGCAGCUGUAUCUCAACGACACGAACGGCUUCGUGCGCGUCGUGCGCACCGUCGACCGUCUCGUCACGCUGCUGGAAGAGCGCGGCCUCGUGCACCUUCACACGCCGCAUCCGUACGAUACGCCCGAGCAGUUCAUACGCACGGCACCGCCUGAUCAGCGCGAACUCGUUAGCCGCGAGCUGCUCGAGUCCGAGCGAAAGUACGUCGGCGAUCUCGAGAUCCUGCAGGCCUAUGCAUCGGCGCUCUCGCAGUAUGAUCUCGUGUCGCAGGACACAUUGCACCACAUCUUUGGUAAUCUGGACCAGCUCGUGGACGCCCAGCGGCGCUUUCUUAUCUGUCUGGAGCAGAAUGCCCAAAAACCCGCGGACAAGCAGCUCCUGAGCGGCAUUUUCCGCGCACUCGAAGACGACUUCUCCGUGUACGAUUUGUUCUGUGCGAACUAUGCACAUGCCCUGCACCACAUCAACGACGAGCGCAGUGCCCUCGCGGCGCUGGCGCAGAUUCCCGCGGCCCAGUCUCGAUACCUUGAGCCGACGUACGAGCUGCCGACGUACCUCAUCAAGCCCGUCCAGCGUAUCUGUAAAUACCCCCUUCUCCUCGAGCAGCUGCUCAAGCAUACGCCGGAGCUGGAGCGCGCUGAUCUGAUCGAUGCGCUCACGAUCAUUCGGCGCAUCACCGACCGCGUGAACGAGACGCGCCGUGCGCAAGAAAACGAGCAGCUCGUCCAGAAUCUUGAAUCGCGCGUCGAAGACUGGAAAGGCCACUCGCUCCAGACCUUUGGCCCCUUGCUCUUGUGCGACUCGUUCAUCGUGUCCAAGGGCGACUCGGAGCGCGAGUUCUGUGUAUACCUAUUUGAACAUAUCCUGCUCUGCUGCAAGGACACGAGCCAUGCCAUGCCGAGUCGCACCCGCUCAAAGAGCUCGACACGACUGCGUCCGCGCGGCGGCAGCGUCUCGGAAUCGUCACGCCGUCAAGAGCGCCUCUCAGCGCCGCUCCAGCUCAAGGGCCGCAUCUUUUUGAGCAACAUGGUCGGCAUCCAGGCCCUCGGUCGCCAAGCCGACGCCUACAUCCUCCAGGUUUGGUGGCACGGCGAGCUCGAUAUCGAAUCGUUCUGCCUCAAGUGCAAGAACGAAGAGCAGCUGCGCAUAUGGCACUCGACGCUGCAGCGGCAGCUCGACGAGAUUCGACAGCGCCGUGAGACGGUCGCCGCUCGGCAACGCAGUGCCAUGACACCUAUGACGCCGCAUCUGCCAGCGGACGUGUCAUCCCGCGCUCCGUGCACGGCCUCCAGUCUGUCGAUUCGUACGCCGAGCGUCUCGGAAUGCGACAGCCCGCGCGAGAUGUACGUGCCCGACGAUAUAUCGCCCUCCCCCCACAAGGUGUGGCGCCAAAUGUCGCUGGGGCACCCACCGCACAUGUCGCCCUGCACCCUGCCCAUGCGCUCGUCGUCAGUGAGUGGACAGGCGCAUCCAGAAUUCCUCGAAAAGGAGCUCGAAGCCAUGCGCAUCGGCCGCACGCCCACCCGACAUCGAGGCCUCGCCGCCGCCCGUGGCGGCCCACCGCCGAUGCACCUCGAUAUGACGGCCAUGCAGCGCACGGCGUCGGACAGCAUGGCGAUGCGCAGCUUCAUGUCCCCCCUCGGCACUGCGACGCCCGCAGACUGGCAUCCAACUCCCGUCACCCUGCCGAAUGCGCCCGUUUCGCCCAAAAGCGAGUGGAAUCCCUACUUUGGCGCCGCGCCUGAGCCGUCCCUACGACACACCUCCAUCAGCACGGCCGGGUCGCGAAGGUCCGGCGAGCCCACGGCACCCACCUCAGCGAGCCCACGGCACAACAGCGGCUCGGGCGCGUCGGCUACGAGUGGCAGUGCGUGGCUGCGUUCCGCACCGCACUCGCCGGCACUGGGUGCCCCGUCCGUCAUGGUCCACGUGCGUCGCGGCACCGAGCACAUCGACGUCGCCCUGCCGUCAGCCGUCAGGUUCGGCGAGCUGCACGCGCAUGUGCACCGUCACAUGCGCCUCGAUCCGCACGCCCGCAUGUACCACAUCGACGAGGACGGCGAUCGCGUCAUGCUGCUGGACGACGACGACCUUGCGACAGCCAUGGAUCAUGUCCACCGCCAUCCUGACCCCCACUUGUUGCUCGUGAUCGAAUAG